UACUAACGUAUCAUCAUGCGUCGCUGUCCAUUUUUUUGUCUAAGCCAUUUUACAAUAACACGUCUUUCUACCUGUUGUUCGGUCAGAAGUUCAAGUUCAUUGCGCAGCGCGACAAGCAAGCUGGUGGCCGGCACGUCACGUGACACCGAGAUUGAUCGGCUGCUAGAGAAAGCGUCUCUUCAACCAACACGCGAGAGUUUCGUCAAAGCAGUAGACGCGUUCCUCAAACGAGACAAACGACGAAAAGGCCAUCUCGAUUUCAUCUCCGCUUCACUCAAGUGGAUCGAAAUGUCUGGCUUGUCACGUGACCUACCAACCUAUAAUCGUUUGUUGGAUGUCUUUCCAAGAGAUCGAUUUCGUAACAAGACUUUGAUGGACGCCAUUUGGCCGAGGCCGUAUCCACAGAUUGACUCCGCUCUGCACAUUUUACAGAAAAUGGAAGACAAUGGUAUCAGACCGGAUUACACCACAUACUCAUUGAUGCUGGAGGUUUUUGGUCAUGCCAGUCUGCCUGUACAGAAGUGUAGGAGGAUAGCCUAUUGGUUUGAUCGGUUUGAGAAUGUCGAUCCUUACAAGCUGCCUCGACCGAUACCCAACGAUCCUUGCGAACUCGCCAAGCUUACUCUGGAGCGUAUCAGUAGUCCAGACAGCGAACUGAAAUUGCUUCAUCGGGUUGACGCCGAGAGCGAGACGGCGUAUGUUAUGAGCAGUCAGGCUCGGUGGCAGAGAAAUCGGUUGCUGGAGUGUGCAGCUUCAACGUCGAAUGGGAGUUUCUUACAAGUGACCGGACCGCAUCGGACGUGGCUGCAACACAUUGAGCAGAAAUAUUUUGUGCUGGAAGCUCGACUAGAUCCUCCAAGAUUAAAUCAAGAAACAGUUGUUGCUCUCGGAAUGACAUCUAGACAUUCUCAAGAUUUACUGAACAUAUGGCUGUCGGGAUUAGAGCAAGAUAAUCCGUCGUUAUCUAAUGCUCGUGUUCUAUUUGCAACGAGUUUUGAUCGAGAUCAAUCUGUAGAUAAGUUUCAACGUUUGUCGACUUCAGAGUAGGUAAAGUGAAUGAGAGAAAUAAAGGUACACAAGUUGAUACAUGGCAACUGGCAUAUAAUCAAUGUUGACCCUGAAAAUUAUUACUUUAAGUGAUUAUGUGUAUACAUGUUGACUAUUUUGUAUGGCGGCUGCCUGAUAUUUAUGAUGCAAUUUUGUUACCGGAGCAUAAGUCCAAUGUGCAUGCAUGCAUGCAACUGACCAAUCUCAUCAUGGAUUAGUGUGUGGUAACUGUGUAUAUGUAAUCAGUGUUUGUAUCAACUGUUGCAUGGUAGACUGGAAAUGCCUAAAUGAGUCAUAUUAUCUGUCUUACCUUGUAUGUAGUUGUGUAUGAAUGUUAUAUUGUAUUAUGGUAUGAGUUUAGUUCUAAAUGUUUUACACAAUUAUUGGAUUUUACUGUUCAGCAAACUCUUGACGUGAAAUGGUUUAUCAAUUGUUGCCGAUCAAAGCGAGCCUGUCUCUUGUUAUGUCAAUUAAAGUCGAGAUAUAUUGUGUGUAAAGAAGGCUCGAGGAUGAGGCUAUUGUACUGUAGUUAUAGUUUCUACAGGCUUAUUUAUACCAAAACCUUCUUGUCUUUCUGCCUGCAAGAUUCUAGAAUGCGGUUGCUAAAAUGUCUGGUGUGUUGUUUCAAAACAUUAAUUGUCGCAGCAAUGUUUCUAGUCAACCGUCAUUCUGUUGCGCGUGCGCGACGAGACCCGGCCAUAAAUAAUUGG
Messenger RNA from Corticium candelabrum, 1757 nucleotides. RefSeq names its product evolutionarily conserved signaling intermediate in Toll pathway, mitochondrial-like. The record is from RefSeq and is a predicted model, not a curated record. The transcript has 2 exons. Gene Ontology annotation, cellular component: mitochondrion. Gene Ontology annotation, molecular function: protein binding. Lineage: Eukaryota; Metazoa; Porifera; Homoscleromorpha; Homosclerophorida; Plakinidae. Gene Ontology annotation, biological process: cell surface receptor protein serine/threonine kinase signaling pathway; innate immune response. Bases 16 to 1047 code for a protein of 343 amino acids.